UCUAUCAAAAUGUUUGAGAGUGUAAUUACCAAAUUCAUUAUAUUGUAGAAGUUAUUUUGCAAUUUACCCUUACUGUUAUCUUUUAUAAAUAUACGAAACCUUGUCCGCCCGGCGCCUUUACUGAUGAGUUAAACCAAUGAACUCAAACCUUUUUGUUUUAAAAUAUUUGAAAAACAUGACAUAAUGGCUUACGAUGACAUUCAACUUUCCGCCUCAACUAAAUGGAGAUUUUCUACACACUUCCAAACACUAAACAACUCAAUCUCUAUUACACUUAACAAAUCAAAAACACUUUUCCCUCUUCCUACCCAAUUCCUAAUUCCUAUAUAUAAAUGAACCACCUCUUUAGCUUCCUAACUCAGCUUUUUGUAAUAUCAUUGUUGUUAGAGAGAGGGUAGUAACAUUUUUGGCGAUGGGGGAAGAAGUGGAACUGUUUGGUGGAUGGAUGAGUCCAUUUAGCCGGAGAGUGGAGUUGGGUUUGAAACUCAAAGGCAUUGAUUAUAAAUAUCAUGAAGAAGAUUUGAAGAACAAAAGUGAUUUCCUUUUGACUUACAACCCAAUUUACAAGAAAGUCCCUGUUUUUCUUCACAACGGAAACCCCAUUUCAGAGUCACUUAUAAUUCUUGAGUACAUCGAUCAAGUUUGGAACUCACUUUAUCCUUUCUUUCCUCAACAAAAUCCCUACGAAACAGCUCAAGCAAGAUUCUGGGCUAAGUACAUAGAUGACAAGGUUUUGGCUGCUACACUGAAGGCUGCAAAAAGCAGCAAAAGAGAAGAGAAAGAGAAGGGUUUGGAAGAAACAGAGGAGACAUUAAAACCACUUGAGAAAGAGCUUCAAAACAAGAAGUUUUUUGGAGGAAAUCAAAUUGGAUUUGUGGACAUUGUUGGAACUGUAAUUGCAUAUUGGAUCCCAGCCAUUGAGGAAGGUUUUGGAUCUGAGCUGUUGACAAGUAAAAAGUUUCCAAAGUUAACCAAAUGGAGUGAAGAGAUUGUAAAGAACAGUGUGGUCAAACAGGUUUUGCCUCCAAAAUCUGUCCUUGUGGCCUACCUGCAAGUUGUUUUAACGGCCAACUAGAAGAUUUGUUGCUUUCUUUUGUAUCUUCAAUAGACCACCUUGGUUAUGUAAUAAAAUAAAUCUCUGACCUUUUGGUAAAGGUUGAGAAUGUACUCUUACUCUAUAUUUUACUCCUUUCCAACCAUCCUUUUUAUAAUCAUCCUAAUCUAUUUUCAAAUACAUCAAACAAA
Molecule: messenger RNA, 1245 nt
Organism: Cucumis sativus (cucumber)
Lineage: Eukaryota; Viridiplantae; Streptophyta; Magnoliopsida; Cucurbitales; Cucurbitaceae
Product: glutathione S-transferase U8
Exons: 2
Coding region: 413-1075 (220 amino acids)
Biological process (GO): glutathione metabolic process
Cellular component (GO): cytoplasm
Molecular function (GO): glutathione transferase activity
Source: RefSeq, a predicted model, not a curated record